AUGGUUUUAGAUAUACCUAUCUAAUCAUGUUGCUCAAGUUUAAAGUCUGUCUAAAAUUUAACCAAAAGAAUAGGAUAAGAAAAAUUAAGAGGAGGAGGAAGCUCAAUUUGUAGUACAUAAUAAUCAAGGCCAAAUAAACCAAAUAAGCCAGAAGAGGAAAAAAAAAAAUUGAAGCUUCCUUCUAAUUUUGCAGAACAGUUAAGAAAACACUCAAAUAUGAUCUAUGAAAAAUCAAACUACACAUUAGAAAAAAAUUCUAAAAAAGAAUUGAAUGCCUCAAUAUAAUGGUUUAUUUUCAAUAAAUACUACAUAAAUUCACUAGUUUACGAUGAAGAUUUUGCAUAGAAAUAUUCAGAAAAAAUACUGGAUGCUGUGGCUUUAAUAAUCUAAGCUAUACCUAAUUUUAUAACAAUGUCAUGUUUUUUAUUGCAUGAUUUGCUGUAAAUUCUAAAUGAACUUCUGAGGUUUCUAGUUUCUCAAAAAUUUAAAUCUUUAAUAGAAAUAUCAGAGCAAAAAAAAGUGAAAAAAAUUCUUAUUGAGCCUCAACUUUAAAAGACAUUUCUUGAUUAUAUUUCAAAAGCAAAGUAAGAGAUUAAAGCUUUAAAUAAAUAAAUUUGGGAAACUGGAAUUUCUUUUGAACUAAGAAUGGCUAAAGCUGCAAUCUUAAAUUUUGAAACUAAUGAGGGAGAAACAAUUUUCAAGUAAUUGGUUUAACAUACUGUUCUUUCUUUUAUAAAUAUGUAACCUUCAAUAGAAUUUGUGACAGCUACUUUUGAUGCUGGAAAAUAUUUAUUUUAGUUGGCUUAAUCUAAGUGGAGAAAUAAACAAUAUCAAUUUUACUUUUUUUUUGAAGAAUUGAAAUGGUAUAUAAUCAAGAGAUUGCAUGAGAAUUGUACGUUAGAUUCUGUUUAAAAUCAACUUUCAAAAUCAUAUCAAAAUAAUAUAAAAGAAUCAGAUAAUUGGUUGGUUCAUUUUUGUUGGGUGAGAACACUAUCAGAUUUAAUUUUUUAUAGGCCCUUGGUUGAGAAAGAAAAUCUAUUUCAAAAUAUGUAAAAUAAAUAUGAAUAAAAUAAUCUUUGGGAUAAUGAAAUUAAUACAGGGUAUUUACUUCGUUCUUAAUUUGAUGAAAAUAUUGCCCAAGUUGUUUUUUCUGAUAAAUAUGAAAAUAAGGGAAUUUAUGAAAAGAAGGGAAUUUAUUAACUUUUUCGAAAUUUAGAAAGCUUUUAACUAUGGUUAAUGUAAUAAUAUAAUCCUAAUGCUGAAGCGGAAACUUUUAAAUCGCUCCUUGACUAUGUAAGAAUAACAUCUUUUUCUGAUUAAUCUAAAAAUGAUGCCAGAAUGAAUAAUCGUAUUUUAUUUGGGAAUCCUAAUAUAAAUAAUUUAAAAAAUAAUAUUAACAAAUUAAACUAAUUAUUUGACAAAAAUAAAAAAAUUAUCGAAGGAAACAAUAUUGAUAACUAAUAAUUAGUAAAUAAUAAUAUAAUACAAUCAGCAAUCUUGUGCUAAGAAAUAUAUAAUUAGUUUUAGCUUCUUUAGGAAUAAACCGAAUAUGUUUCCUUGUUGAUUGAUGACAAAAAUGAAAAAAAUAAAAAAAAUGGAAAAAAUGAAACAAUUGAUAAAAAUGGAAAAAAUGAAACAAUUAAAAAAAAUGAAACAAUUGAAAAAAAUGAAACAAUUAUAAAAAAUGAAAAAAAUUAAAAAAAUGAAGAUAAGAUCACAUUAGAGGAGUAUAAUUUUAAUUAAUUUUCCAAAUAUUUAGUUGAUAAACAAGAAGUCAAAGAGAAUUUAAAGAAUUUGAACAAAAUAAUUGAAGAUUUCUUAAGUAAUGUAAAAAAACGUAUUAAUCAUUAGUAAAAUAAAGAGAAAGAAUUAUUAGAUUUCUAAAUUUUGAAUAAUAAAAAAGAAAGUAAAAUUGAACCCCUUAAAUUUGAAGAAAUACUAAAAGAAAUUUUUUCUUUUACAAUUUCUAAAUAAUUUAUCUAAGGAAUUAAUGAAUAAUAUAAGAUUAUUAUUGCCUAAAAUCAAAGGGAUAUUGAUAAGCUGAUUAAUCUACUCUUAGGGUUAUAAAAGGUUGUAUAACAUCUUUUAUUAAAAUAUUAAUCCCUAAAACAAUAGGUUCAAAUUCUUUUGGAUAAUGAAGAUACAUAGAAACGACAAUUAGAUUAAGAUCAUCUAAAAAAAAUUGAAUAUAACAAAUAUAUUAGAGGAUUUUUUCGCGAAGAAUUGGAAAUGUUGUCAUAAUUAACUUCAUCUCCUUCUAAAUCAUUUGAUUCUGAUAAAAUAAAUGAUAUAAUGAAUACAAUUUCCCAAAAUAUUAAACAAGCAAAUACAGUUUAUAAAGAAGCUUUUUUAGCUAACUAAUAUAUCUAAUAUGCUGCAAAAAUUAGAUUGCUUCUUUCAUAAUUAAAAUACAUUGAAAAUGUAGAUAAUUAAUUGGCAAAUUUAACAACAAUUUUGGGGAUGUAUAAAAAUAAGAAGGAAGAAUUUAUUCCAUCAACUGAUAAUCAGCAAUCGUAGAAGAUUCCUUAUGAAAGAACUUUAAGUAAUGUUGGAUAACACACAAAUUCACACCAUAAAAUAUUGAAUAAAAUUUUUAAGAAAGAAAAUGAAAUAAAUAAGUUUUAUGAAAUAAUUUCAAGAAAAGUUGAAGAAUUUCAAAAUUACUAAGAAUAUAUACAAUGUAUAGAUGAUCAUGGAGAUUAAGAUUAUUAAUAAAUUGUAACUUUUGAAAAUGACACUAUUGAUAAAUUUUAGAAAGAAACUUUAGAACAUAUCAUAAAAGAUGAAUUUUAUAAUUUAAUAAUUACCCGUGAAGAAAUAUAUUCAAAUAAGUUUAUUAUUAAUUUUUUUGAAUGCAUGGCAAACAUAUUAAACCAAAAUAAUCCAAAUGAUUUUAAUGAAUUAUCAACAACUUAUGUGAAGGAUUCAAAAUUUUUAAAAUAAGAUUCUAGUGAUGAUUACAAAGUCAGAGAGUGUUUAUUUUUUAAUAUUAUGAAAGGUUAAAUAAUUAUCAAGGAAUAACAUGUAGUAAAAUUUUGUUAAUUGAUAAUAUAAUAACUUUGGAUGGAAGAGAAAAAUGAGAAUGUAAGGAAUAUAUUUAAAGAUAAGGAGAUGAUAGAUUAAUAAAAAAGUUUAUAUUCUCAAGGUUUAAAUUCAUUAUCAAAAUAAUUGUAAUAAGAAUUUCGAGAAAAAUUGAAAGCACUUUAAAAACUGGAGGCAGAAAUUCAACAUGAAGGUGUUGAAAGUGAGAAAUCCAUACUUAAAAAAUAGUUAGAAUAGAAAUCAAAGGAUUUUCACGAUUAUUUAAAUAAUAUAGAGGAGAUGUCCUCUUAAAUUAAUUUGAGUUUUUUGUUUUUGUAAGAAAUACACAAAGACUUCUAAAUACUGUAACAAAAAAUUGACAAAAUUUAGCUUUCAGUAGAUGAAAUUUUAAUUGAUUUGAGAGUUCUUCGAGGGAAAAAAUACAUUGAGUUGCUGAAAACUAGAAAAAAAAAAGUAUAGAAUGAUUAAUAAAUUACAGAGAUGAAUUCCAUAUAUAUUGAAUUAAUGACGAAUAGAAGUAUUUACGAACCAAUAAGUAACUAGGAAAAUAGUAAAUAUCGCUUAAAAGGGGAAAUAAAAAAUUCAUAUUUAUUAAUAGAAAGUUAAGAUGAAUCAAAUCAAAUGAAUCUUUCAGGAGAUGUAAAUGAUUUUUUAUAUGGCAAAUAUAAUAAGUAAGAUUAAAAUUUUGAUGUAAUGUUGAUUCGUGGUUAAGCAGGAUCAGGAAAGAGCAGAGCUGCUAAAAAGAUAGAGGAAUACAUAUGGAAGCAAUACAAUAGCGAAUAAUCUAAUUGGAUUCCAAUAUUUGUAUCAUUGCCCUCUUUGAAGGAUCCUAAAACAAAUUUAUUUAAUGAAGCCCUAGAAUCAGAUUAUUACCAUUUUGAUAAAAUUUAAAUUAAAGAAUUCAAAGAUGCAAUAUGCAAUGAAAGAGCGAAUGUCGUUUUUAUACUAGACAGUUAUGAUGAAUUGAAAGAUGAUGUAAAAAAAUAGAAUCUGUAUGCCACAAAUGAGUUUACAUAAUAAUUUAAUAUUGAAUUACAUAGAAAAAAUUUAAAACUUAUCAUUACUACAAGAAGUGAGAUUUUGUAAGAAAAAUAUUUCCUAAGAUGGUUUACUGGUAAGAAUAUUUAAUCUCUUUUAGAUAUAGAGCUUAAAUAAUUUACAGAUUAAUAAAGAGCAAAUUAUCUUUAACAAUACAGUAUUUUAAACAUCAAAAAAAAAAUAUUUGGGUUAUAUGAAUACGUAUAAUAAAUUGAAGGAAAAAAAGUAGAUCCAGAAGAUGUAAAAUAUAUUUUAAAUUAAUUUGAACAACUUUUAAAUUCUUUUUAAUACGAUCAAACUUAAGAAUAAAAUUAAAAAUAGCAGUUUUUGACACAACAUAAAGCUCAACUUAUUCUUGAUAAAAUAUCCUCUAUUCCUAACUUUAAAUAUGUUAAGGAUGAAUAAAAAAUAAUUUUAUAGAAAGAACUUAUUGGUUUGUGGAGUAAAUAAAAAUAUCAAGAUUCAAUUAAUAAUUUGCAAAUGGGGAAAAUUUUAUAAACUCCGUAUAUGAUGGAGAUAGUUGUGUAAGUCUUACCAAAUUUUGCAAAAAUUUAUUCUGAAGCUACUUAAAUUAAAGAAAUGUUUAAAUAGAAUUAUAUGAUAAUUAAAAGAAGAGAAUAAAGUUCAUAAAAUAAAAUUCUCAAGGAUAACAAAGAGAAAAAAGAUGAACAGCAAUUAAAAUAAUUGGAUUUAUUUGUAAAAAGGUUGGAUGAAAUUCAAUUUUUUUAAAAUUUUUCCAUUUUAGAUAAUUUAUCUUAAAUCUCCUCAUAUAAGUUAACAGAUGAGGAGAAAAAGGUUGUAAUAAGUGCAUUUAAACUAAAAAAAUUUACAAUUUAUGAAUUCUACGAAAAUUUUAUAUAGUAUUAUCAUUCUUAACAAAUUUAGAAAUAGUAUCGUUUGGGAAAUGUUCAUAACUUUGAAAGUUUAGCAAUAGAUUUGUGGGAUUUUUCUGAAUCUUUGGCUCUUGAAAUGACUGUUCAUGAUUAAACUUAUUUUUCUCAUAAAGUUUAGGGAGUAUUAAAACUGAAAAAAGCUCAAGAAUGUAUUGGACCAGAAUAAAAUUGGUCAGAUUAAUAUUUUAAUGGUGAAUUAGAAGAGCAAUAAUAUAAAAAAAUAAUACGAAGCUGCAUUUUGUUAAGUUGCAAAGGUAAUGUUUAUUCUUUUACUCAUAAAUCAAUACAAGAAUUUUUUGUUUCAAAAUAUAUCAUAAAUUUAUUUGAUAAUCAUUUUGAAAAAAAAAAACUCUAACUUAAAGAUUUAGAAUUAUCUUUAUAUAAUAAAGAUAUAUUUAAUACUUCCAAAAUUCAUUUUUAAAAAGUAUGUGAAUUCAUUACCAAUUUUUUUUAAACAAAUGAAGAUAAGAUAGUAAAUCACUUAAAGUCAAUACUUAAUUUAUCGAAGAAUAACGAAAAUUAUAAAAGAGCAGCAUCAAAUUCAGUAUUUUUACUAUCCUAAUUUAAAACUUAUAUGGGAGAGUAAGAUUUUAGAAAAAUUUACAUAGCUGAUACCAAAAUAAAUGGUUUAAGCUUUUUUGCUAGUGAUCUAUCAUCAAGUAGAUUUUCUGGAGUCGAAGUUGAUGGAUGCAACUUUAAUCUAUCAAAAAUUGAAAAUUCUACAUGGGCUAUAAUUUGUAAUGAGUAGAGAACUUUAAGUGGACACGAAAAUAAGAAAAUAACAUCAUUAUUGAUGAGUCCUGAAGGAAAAACAUUAUAUUCAAGUAGUGAGGAUUAAACAAUUGUUGUUUGGGAUUAUACAAAAAGAAAAUAAAUCAAUAAAUUACAAGGCCAUUAAGGAAUUAUAAACUGUCUCUCUAUAUCAUAAAACGGAUUCUACUUAGCAUCUGGAGGAACUGACAAUACAAUAUAUAUUUGGGAUUGCACAAAUCAAAAUAAAACAUAAAUUAAAACGAUCUAAACAAUCAAAGACCAUCAAGGAUCUGUCAAUUCCUUAUAUUUCUCAUUAGAUUAGACAAUUCUAGCAUCUGCAAGCAGUGAUAAAUCAGUGUUGCUCAUUUCAGACUAUUAAAAAUAAGAAUAAACUAAGAAACGUUUUAUUAAACACAAAGAAAAAGUAAUGUAAGUAGUUGUUUUCCCAGAUUCUAUUAUGUUAGCAACAAGGUGUUCUGAUUGCACUGUAACGAUAUGGAAUAUUGGAGAAAAUGUUCCCAAUAUAAUAAGAGUGUUUCUUAAGCUUCCUGAACCAAUAACAUGUAUUGCUCUUUCACAUGAUGGAACAUAUUUGAUGACUGGGUGCAAGAAUGUUGAAAAUUAAGGGUUUAUCAAAGCUUGGGAGAUUACACAAGAGAACUAGAGAAUGGAAUCAGAAAAUUUACAAUUUCCAAUUUUCUGUUUAUCUAUUUGUCCAAAUAGUAAUUUGAUUGCAGCUGGUAGCAAGGAUUAAAUAAUAAUAUGGGAAAAAUUUUAAUUUAUAGAUCAUAAAUCUACAAAUCCUAAAAUUAUAUAAUGCAAAGGUGAAAUAAUAUCUCUUGUAUUUUCUAUGGAUGUAUAUUAUUUAUUAUCUUUAAAUUCUAAAUAAAGAAUGGAAUUAUGGUAGUUGAAAAAUUAUAUUGUUAAACAUUCAUUUUAAUUAAUAUCUGCGUUCUUGAUAGGAUUUAUCGGCAAAGAACAUUUUGUUGCAGUAUAAACAUCAAAAAAAAUAACUGUUGAGAAAGAUCUAGAUAUGAUUCAAAUCUGUGAAAUAUAAUCUGGAAGAUCAAAAUGUUUUUAACUUCAAGAUAUAAUAACAGCUGGUCAAAUAUUCAAAACAAAAUUACAGAUUGCUUUGGGUUUUUAAAAUGGCAUUAUUGGGAUUUGGGAAUGGACUAGUGAAUCUUAUUUUGAUAAAUUUGAUUAAGAACAUGAUAGAAAGAUAAUAAAUAUAUCGAUAUCAUCUGAUGACAAAACAUUAAUAUCAAUCGAUAAAUAUUAAACUAUUAAGAUUUGGAUUGCUGAAAGUAAACAAUGUAAAAACACAAUAAAUGAUAUUUAAAAUCCAAUUAACAAAAUACAGAUUUAUGCAUAAAUGAUGAUAUAUGUUUACCAAUAAGAAAAAGAUGAUAUUAUAAGAUUUCAUGAUACAGAUAAAAAUGAAAUCAUAAAAGAAUUUUCAGGAUAUUCUGGAAGAAUAUCACAAUUGGUAUUCUCCUAAAAUAACCAAAAGUUAUUAUUUAUUAUUACUAAUUAAGAAGGAGAAAGCAAGAUUGGUUUAAUAAAUUUUCUAUAGGAAAGUAAGAUCUAUAAAGGGGAUGGAUGUGAAUUUUCAUAAAUUGUCAUUUCCUAAUAUGAUGAGAAAUUUGCAGGGAUUGGAGAAAAUAGAAGUUUGAAUAUUUGGGAUUUCUAAGAUCAAAAAUUGCAAGAGUCCUCAAUAUCCUAAAAAGUUGGAAUAACUUCAAUGACAUUUACAAGAUAAAGUAAUUUAAUUUCAGGAUAAGAAGAUGGAAGCAUUAUUUUAUGGCAAAAGAAGGGUGAAGAGACAAUCAAAAUGUUUGAAGGGCAUUCUGAUUUUGUCUAAGAUAUAUGCUUUUCUCCAGAUGGAUUAACACUUCUUUCAUGUAGCUAAAAGGACAAUGUCAUUAUUUGGGAUAUGGAAAAAUACAAGAAAAGAACAACAAUUGAUAAAUAAGCUAAUUAAGUCAUGUUUUUCCCUACUUAUCCAUCAGAAUAACUUUUAUUAUUGAAAAAUAAAUAAACAAUUGCUAUAUGGGAUAUUAUUGAAGAAUAAGCUAAAAAUCUUCCAUCAUUAUUUGAUUUUAAAAGCUAAAAUGAAAUUAAUUACUAUUAAGAAUAAAUCUAUAUUACUGGUGUUACUAUAUCAAAAAGUGGCUUAUAAAUAGUUUGUGGUUUGAGUAAUGGAGAUAUAAAACUUUUCAAAUAAGAUUAAUAAUAAUGGAUAGAAUUAGAGAAAACACAUAAUUCAAAAAUAAAUAAAAUAUAGUUUUAACCUUGCGUUAGUUCACAAGAAGAUGAAAAUUUUAUAGCUUCUGGAAGCGAUGAUUAAACAAUUUAGAUCUGGAAAAAUAAUGGAAAUUAAUACAAUCCUUUUAAAAAAUUAGAUAACCAUAUGAGUGAAGUUAAAGCUCUAACUUUUACUUCUAAUGGAAAACAACUUGCAUCUGGUGACAGCAAUGGUAGUGUUAUUAUUUGGGAAACAGAGUAGUAUUAGAAUUAUAAUACAAUUGAAGGUGGAGCAGAAAUUAUCGCCAUGGCAUACUCACCAGAUAAUUCUAUUCUAGCUUUUGGGAUGAUUGAUAAGAUUAUCAAAUUAUGGGAUAUAAAAAAUGAAAAGGCUAUUUAAUAGAUAUAAAGUAUUAAUGAAUAAAUUGGAUCAAUUGUGUUUUCUAUUGAUUCAAUUAUGGCUUACUCAUUUGGAUAAGAGAUAAAUUUAUGUAAAAGCCAAUAUGAAUAAGAUAUUGGAAAUAAUGAAAAUGAGAAAUAAUAUUUCCCAUUUUUCAAGUUUGCAAAAGAGCCAAUCUUAUAAGCUGAAUAAUGUUUCAUAUAGAAUUCUACAAUAGAUGAUGAUACAAUAGAAGGCUAGGAAAAUAAAUCUAUGAUUUGGUUAUUUUAGCAAAAGAAAGCACAAGUAAAAGAAGUUAACGAUGAUAACAUAAAAAAAUGA
Messenger RNA from Paramecium primaurelia, 8694 nucleotides. NCBI's taxonomy places the organism in Eukaryota, Ciliophora, Oligohymenophorea, Peniculida, Parameciidae. The record is from the annotation of a GenBank genome assembly.